UUGGAAGGCCAUUGACUAGAACAUUUGUUAUGGAACCUUCGUGGUGUUGAGGUCUCUCUUGCAUUAAAUGUUCCAAGUGCCACUUUUCCAAGUGUUUUUCUCGUGUUGUUUUCCUCCCCCAAAAAAAGAAAAAAAAAGCAAAAGCGAAAAUUUCUUGUGCUCUAGUUUUCGUCAAACGGUCCUGUGACAGACUUUGACUGUGAAAGGAUACCUUCCAGCACCAUUAACCAUCAAACCAUAACGAAAAUUAAGUGAAGAAAAGAAAUUUUAAAUUACAGAGUUGGUGGAUGAUUUGCAAGAAAAAAGGAAUAUAGCAAUUUUGUGUGCUUUCAACACCUAGAGAGACACACUUCCUAUCCGCCAAAAAACAAAAGAUGAACAAUUAAUUUGAAAUAACUGUCGAUGUAACGCAAACAAUUAAUUAUGAUUUUGGAUCAGUGAAAUAAAUAUAAAGAAGUUAGUUCAAGACAUAAUUACAUGUAUAAGUCAGUGGAAUGAUGUACAAAGUGAAUUCUACUUUCAAAUACAGUUCUUAACUUUUUAUCUCUCUUUCACACUCUCCACUUCAUAAUUUUUACCUCAAUCAGCAAAUUGAGAAAUUCUUGUGAGCAAAAAACACCGUAAUAAUCUUUCAUGUUGUGAUACUAUUUAAGUUUAACCACUCCUUUGGUACAUCUUCGAGUGAAAAAUAGAAAAGAAUUACCAUUAAAUUGUUUCGGAUAUCUAUUUCUUUCAUUUCUUCUAAUACUUCCUACCAAAAAAAAACGUUGCACAUCAACACGCUAAAUUAAUAAUUCAAUUUUCAACCAAUAUAGAUAACAAUUAGUUAAAAAGGUGCGUGAGUUAGCAAUCAAUAGAAAUAAAAAAAAAUAAAAAAUAAAUAAAAUAAAGUUAUUCUCAUCGAGUGAUCUUUUUGGCAUAAAAUGCUGGCGGUAGUGUUACGAUAUUUACUGAUGAGCACCCUUGUGCUACUGGGCAGGAGUGAGAAUGUGAAUUUUCCUGGUGUUGUGGAACAAAUCAGGACAAAUCGGCAAAAUCGUGUAAGUCGCGAAUUCAUGGGUGAACAUCAUGAGUAUAUUCCCGUGAAGACAAUCACGAGUGAUCCCACGAAGGCACCUGCAGAAGAUGCGGCAGAGCAUCUUAGGGAGCUCAUUCAUGUGAAUCCAGAUACACUGACGGCACAACAGAGGCGUCUACUGGAGCAAAUUGUGGACAGAGUAGCAAGAUACGGUGGAUUAAUGGUGACUAACAAAAUUCCAGUAGAAUCCAACGGUGAUGAGGAUGCACAGCCAAGAGCUCAUCCAACACGGAGCGGUAAUAGAAACAAGACUAAAUCAACGACAACCAAGAGGCCAUCGUCCGUGAUGGCAACAAAGACCGUACAAAAACAGUCAACGUCUUCCGCAUCGGCAGCACAAUCUGCAUCCACAGCAUCACUAAAUCAAUCAGCCACGAUCGCUAAAGCCACUCACAAACCACUCACGAGACAAAAACUCAAAUCACCAUCCACCACAGAUCCCACAGACUAUGCCCAUAUCACCACAGUCACCCCCUCAAAUGCACCAAUUUAUCACGAUGCCAAGACCACAAGUGCUACCAGUAGACACACGGUCAAGCCAUCAGAAAUAUCUCUAUAUGACUACAAUGUAACGGCUUCGGCACUCAUUGAGAGUCUCUCGAAGCCCAAUUCUGUCGCCUACCAGCAACGGAUCCGAUUGCCAGCACCUUCCGCAUCCACCCAUCAUCACCAGACGCCAGCAGCCACCAAUACCACCAAGAUCAAGCUCCAGCAAAAACCACCAGUUACGGGAACUGCCAAACCGACCAAGUACCACUAUUAUCCACAUAAUCAGCAUAUUUAUCUUCUGCCCGAGUGCGCCAUUCAACAGGUUUGCAAUGCGGUCUACGUACGACUUAAUUACACCCAACCCCUCUGCGCGUGUCCAUCCAGAUACCGAGAUCCAUGCUCAGCCAGCCUAAAUGAAGAUGACCUGCACACGACCAAAUUGAUUGGUGACAGAAGUAAAAAGGCCAUAACCUUGGCCAAGACGUGCGAAUCGACCACAGAGAUGCGUGAAUGUCGCGCCCCGAAAGAUUGGUCCCUGCUGGCACUUCAAAACGUGAGAACGGGCAAAUCCCACUAUCUGGUCAUCUGUCGCUGUCCCGAUGGCUUUCGACUCGAAGGUCCCAUGUCCCAUGAUCAGCCAACCUAUGCCAGUGUACCAGGGAUUCGGGUAUUUGGGAUGAUGUGCGUCAAACCCGGCUACUUCAUCAAGCAUCCAACGCAGAGUCAGCCACCAAAGCGUCGUCCCACGAGACCACCAUCCCACAAAUACACCGAGAGUUACCAGCAGUCACAGUACCAGACCAACUAUCAGUAUCUCAAUCGACCGGGAAGCCCUCCACCCUACUCAUCCACCAUCUCCAGCAGACCACAGUACCAGAACAUCGUCAACACGUACAGCCGACGGACACGCAAUGGCACAUCCUCCGAGGAGGAGCCACUAUUCGAAGAAGAGACACCGGAACCCGACCAGGAUCUCGAGGAUACCACGAGGAGUGAGAGGAGCUAUAAGAGUUCAAUACCCGAAUUUCCCAUCCAUCGAAUAAAGGAGCUAAUACAGCAACUGCAGUGGGAUCAAUAGACUAAAAAAAAAAGCAUUUCGCCUGAGAAAUCCUGUAGAAAUUACCUAUUUAUUGAGUUUUACGGCAAUAUAUCAAAAUGUCUAGCAUACGAUUUUUAUAAAUUAUUAAAGAAAUUGAUAGAAAA
Phlebotomus papatasi is the source of this 2770-nucleotide messenger RNA. RefSeq lists its product as uncharacterized. Lineage: Eukaryota; Metazoa; Arthropoda; Insecta; Diptera; Psychodidae. The transcript is spliced from 5 exons. The record is from RefSeq and is a predicted model, not a curated record. Bases 924 to 2645 code for a protein of 573 amino acids.